This is a messenger RNA of Rhinichthys klamathensis goyatoka, 4014 nucleotides long. It is a transcript of the gene radil, whose product is annotated as Ras association and DIL domains. The record is from RefSeq and is a predicted model, not a curated record. Gene Ontology annotation, molecular function: GTPase binding. Gene Ontology annotation, cellular component: microtubule. The transcript is spliced from 17 exons. The coding region runs from base 461 to 3964 and encodes 1167 amino acids. Gene Ontology annotation, biological process: substrate adhesion-dependent cell spreading; signal transduction; neural crest cell migration. NCBI's taxonomy places the organism in Eukaryota, Metazoa, Chordata, Actinopteri, Cypriniformes, Leuciscidae.
AAUGGAGACGGGGAAAUAAAAGAAGAGGAAAGGGAUAAACAGCUCCGACGGCUACCCAGGAGCAGCGCCGAAAAAUAAAACCAGCAGGUAGACGUUGUCGCAUUCCAUGACAGUGACUGGGCGGACCUAAAACUGUAUCCCACCGGCCCGUAGAGCUAAUUUAACAUAUGAACAAGAAGAAAUACUGGCAAAUGUCAAUAACAGGAGUCAGGCGAGCGGCUUGUGAGGGAUCAGAGCUCUGACUGAGACUGGCUGGCGGAGAACCGUUAAGACGCACAAGCGGAUUAGGACUCGCGAGCAGGUGCCUUUGUUGGCUCGCGCCGUUGCUAGUGGAGACCCGCAGUAGCCCGACGCGCUUCUUUAAAAUUAAUGCCUUCGAAUGAGCGUCUCUUCAGCACACGGGGAAUAAAACGUGCUUGACAGUUCUAGGGUUUUUUUAACCAAUGCACUUUCCGGCACCAUGUUCUACGGUUCCUCAUCUGCCAGCAUGUCUCUGCCAUCCAAGAACCGCCUGAAGCGACAGAGUCGCACUUUUACGCAGGUUCUUUACCGGACACUGAGUUAUCGGGAUCGUCGCUCUGUGACCGACCUACCUGAGCAGGUACGGGAUGAUCCAGCUGAGCUUUCCACCCAAUCAUCUGCACCAGGUGUGCUGAAGAUAUUUGGUGAUGAAAUCAGUGCUGGGGCUAACUACAAAAGCGUCCUUGCCACACCUCGUUCCAGCGCCCAAGAGUUGAUCAAAGAGGCGCUUGAUCGCUAUUCUCUAAACAAGGCCUCGGUCUGUAGCUAUGUGUUGUGUGAUGUGAUUGGACGGUUUGAGGGCCCAGAACGACGGUGGCGGACUGAGUGCCUUCGGGCGCUAGGGAACAACGAAAAGCCCCUUCUCUUGCAGGACCUCUGGAAGCCAAAGGAGGGUUACUCUCGCCGCUUUGAGCUCAGGAGAAGAGCCGAGGUUGAGGAACUGGCAGCAAAAGAGAAGGAUACAGUCACUGCAGGGACCCACACAAACUCCCCUGUGCUAUCUUCAACCUUGAGUAGAAGCGGGCAUGGUAGAUGCCAUCGGAGCUCCCCCCGGGGCUGGCGUUUGAUACAGCCCUGUACAACUAUUGUAAAAGAUAUCAAUGCUCAAGCAAGGAAGCUGCAAAGAAACCGUGCGAAAGGAACAAUGACACUCCAGCACGGCUCCUCAUUUUGCCGCAGCCUCAGUGAAACCAGCCUUAACUUGGUGGGACUGCCUGGUGAGGAACCUAAACGGUACUACUCCACCCUCCCAGGGCCAAUCAGAACACGCUCUGCACGAGACGCUGAGAUCCGUAAAGAACGAGAUGGUGGCGGAGUUAAACACUCUCUCUACCAAUCACCACACUUGCUGCUCCUUCAAGGGUACAACCAACAGGAUUGCCUGGUUUACCUGUUGAAUCGAGAGCAACACACAGUUGGUCAGGAAACAGCAUCAGCACGGCCAAAUAUCUGCCUGUCGUCUCCGGAUGUGCUUCCACUUCACUGCCGAAUACGUCGUGCUGUGCAACGGCGUUCUUCCUCAGACCAGCGGUUACUUCUAGAACCUGUCGCCCAUGGCAAUGUUCUGGUUAACUUCAUGCGUAUUGAGCGGCCCACUCCACUGCGUCAUGGGGAUUUGCUGUCCUUUGGUGCUCAUUACAUCUUCCUGUACAAAGACCCACUGAGUGCGAAACCUCUUCCUGCCCAAAGUCUCACUCGACUUCGGGCGCUGGCACGACUUUGCGAUAGCGAGUCGGGGGGUGUGCCUGAGAAAGGAGAGGCAUGUCGUAUGUGUGGGGCCGUAUUACAUGAACCAGUGGCGUCUCGGCGCAGCUCUAAGGCUCCAGCGCGAGGUGCACAGAAGAGAAAGCUCGCGUUGGAAUUUGAGCGGGCUCACGAGGAUGCGCUGGUGAACCGGGUGCUGACACUUAUUGAGCCGAGCGGGGAUGACCACAAGCUGACACCAGCAUAUUUGCUUUGUCUAUGCAUCAAGCACUCAGCUAAUACAUUUCCACCUGGCAGCUUUGGUAAACUAUUGCUGAAAAUGUCCAAGAGGAUUCAAACCAUCGCAUGGGAGAAGACAAAGGAGUUGGCACAGAAGCAAGCUCAGCAUCAAGAUCCUGCCUCCCUGUCUCUGCUCAGCAUCUCAGACCUAGUACCUGAUCUCCAGUUCAUUUUCUUCUGGAUGUCCAAUGCCAUAGAAAUACUGUAUUUUAUCCAGCAGAAGUCCCCUGCAUACAUGCAGACUAUUGAGCUCAUGGACGAUAAAGCAGGAUCUAAAGAAUCUCUCCUCUCAGCAACAAUAUCAGCAAAUGAAGAGGCUAUGACCAUACUGGAGGAAGUGAUCAUGUACACCUUUCAGCAGUGUGUCUACUACAUCACUAAGACUUUGUACGUUGUGUUGCCUGGGCUGUUGGACUGUAACCCGUUUGGGACAGAGUCUUCAUCAGAGCAGUGCCGGCGGGCUGUUGGAGUGUGUGUGUGUGCUGUGUGUGUGAUGCCAGAGGCAGUUCGCAGGGUGGUGAGUGUGUUUCAGACUACAUCAGACCUGCUGCAGCAGUACCAGGUUCAUGCAGAGAUUCAGAGUCAAAUGUUUGCCUACCUCUUCUUCUUCACCAAUGUCUCACUCUUCAAUCAACUCAUCGAUAAAGGCCCUGCACGUGGCUGGUUUCAGCGUUCUCGGGUCCUGCAGAUCCAGGCUAGUGUGAAGAUGCUACUGGACUGGGCUAAAGGGGUGGGACAUAGUCAUCUUGCACAGAAAUUCUUUGCCAAGUUCUGUAGUGCUGUGAGCAUCCUGGCCACAACACCACAACAGCUCUCACAGAUGAGUUGGAAAGCUUUGUGUGCUGAGCACCCGUCCCUGAAGCCUGUCCAGCUACACAGAAUCCUCACACAGUACCAGCUCAUGGCUGAGCUCGGUCCUCUACCAAUCUGGCAACCCAGCAGUGAAGAUGAGGCCUAUAUCUACAGAACAGUUGAUCUACUGGAGAGUUUUGAGAACCACCCUCCUAUUGUGCUGCCGAGUGCUGGAUUUAAGGUGGACCUGGAGAGUGAUUGUGUGGAGGACAGUAUAUACCGCCAGCUACUUUACGUUCGUCACUUCGUUUGGGGUCUUCGCACCAAGACCCAUCCUUCUAAUGGCUGUGCAGACCGGCAGGAAGCCCAGCGUGAGACUCCUCAGCCUCACUCCAAUUCACAUGCAGCACCUCCGAUGCGUGGAGAGGGAGAGGGGGAGGUGCGGGGCUCCUCCGCGGGUCUCGGAGGAAGAGGAGAGGGAGCGGGAGCCGAGGAACGACCCCGAGACAAGCCACCGCACAGCAUUCACCACAGAAACGGGACCAGCAUCCGUUACGCCAACCAAACCCAAGCGACAGACUCUUCCUGUAUACUGACUCCACCUAAUACGCCCCUCUAUCCGGAACACACGUAUAUACACUCCAACACACAGUCCAAUUCAGUCCACUACCCUGAGCAUGCUUCACAAGAGCACACACAUACACACUCUCACACAAAGUCCAAUGGUUGCAUGCGUUCUACUCCAGAGCACAAGAAAAUCAAUGGCUUCAUCAGCAAUGGCAUUGAAGGCCCUUUGAGUGGUUGUGGUUUUCCUUUCCCUGUCCCUGUCUCUCAUCUGGACCCAAACUCUGAUGAUAUCUGUUCCGUCUUUGUAGUGGACCUGGAUAAAGGACUGUACGGCCUGGGAAUGGGACUUAUCGAUGGACUUCACACCCCUCUGAACUCUCCUGGAAUCUACAUCAGGACACUGAUUCCAGAUGGACCGGCUGCUGCAGAUGGGCGACUUUGCAUUGGUGACAGAAUCCUGGCAGUGAAUGGGACCAGUCUCAUUGGAGCAGACUAUCAGAGUGCUGUGGAUUUGAUUCGUCUGGGGGGAGGACGGCUCCGGUUUCUUGUCGCCAAAUCAGAUCUUGAAGUAUCAGAGAAGAUCAGUGCCUCUUCCUGCUGAGAGAGAGGCUGCAAGUGUGACCCUCUACCUAAACGAAAUAUGAGGAGGAC